AUGAUAGCGAGCAAAGGAAUGGCGGCACGGUGGCUCUUUGUGGUCAUGCUGGCUUGUUUCGCCGUACAGCAGCUCCUCGCUUCAGAUCCGGUUGGUGGUUUUACGUUUUGCCUUAAUUUUAUGCUUUUUUUGUUGAUCCUAUGACCUAGUGCGCCAGGGUCGAGUGUGAGUCACUGAUUUUAGAUAGUUGAAUUUUUGGUACAUUUCUUUUUCUAAUCACGAAAAAGUGUGGAUCCUGAUGCAGCUUUUCCUCGAGUCGUUCGACGAGACGUUCGAGGGGCGGUGGAUCGUCUCGAAGAAGGAUGACUAUAAAGGUAUUCCCCUCCCAUUGGCGAGUUUUCCCUAGAAGGUCACGCAAGUUUUAUUGUUAACCAAAUAGGAGAUGUCAUGGGGUUUGACAUCUCUGUUUAAUCCGGAUAUGAUGAUUUGUACUGCCUCUUUGAUAUGCUGAGAAAGACGCUCUCUGAUUGUCGAUCUCAGUGUAUUAUCCACUUUUCUCUUCACUAAAGACGUGUGGUAUCUGUCUUUUGUAAAUUCGAUGGGAUAUCAUGUUCAGAUUAUUAAAUGAGGAAAUUUGUUUUCAUAUAGAGAAGCUGGGUGUGAAAACGACGGGGACAUUUGUGACAAAUUUUCUUCUGUUAUUCUUUUGCUAUCAGUGUAGUCACUUUGCAAGUAUCAGGGUCUUCAAGAAAUCUCUUUUAGCCUUUUGAAGAGAUCUCAAUUACAUCGAAGGGAUUGCAACAUCAUUUAUCAACUUGUUAAGGCUAUUUCCUUUCUCGUUCUCCUGAGACUUGCUGAAAUUCUGCAAUGGUUGCACAGUUGGUAGAGAUCACGCAGUGACAAUAUUGUUAUUUUCCGCUGAAAUGAAAAUCGUUUCAGAUUGAGUUUUUUUUUAAAAUUCCAAAUAUCUGCAAAUUAUUUUCUCCCAUUUUCUUUGUGAAAAUUAUAUACAUAUUAUGAAAAUAUGCAUACUUGUGAGGGUCCAUCAAAACUUUGUUACCUUUAUGUUUCAUCACUUUUCGAUAUCUCACCAGGAAAACUGGUUACACAAAACUAUAGUGGUGACUUUCUAGUCGGUUCCAAAGGGAAAGGAUUUUUAAAUGGUCCAAAGGCAGGUAGGGCCUCUGAUUGCCUAUGCUCCAGAAUAGACUUUGAGAAACAAGAGAGUUUUGGGCAUGUAGGGGCUCUGAUUGUCUAUGCUCCAGAAUUCUCAGAGGGGUAGAUUCUUGCUGGGUCUCUGAGGUUUAGUGAGAAUGCCCUUUUUUUAUUCCCCUGAAAGAGUUUAUAAGCAUGAUGAGAGUGUAUAAUAAGAUGAAAAUCACAGAGACUUUUCAUAAACAGUUACUGAUGUGAAAUUCUCAUGACUAAGCAAGGAUCCCUCAAGAAGUCGGUAGCAUGUACAUUUUUAUUGACUGAUGUGGUUUCUAAUGAUGAUGACAGUCUUUACCUUCUAGUUGUAGUCUCUUGAGGCGUGUGUGUGUGUGUGCGUGCCUGUGCAUGUGCACGUAAGUGUUAGAUAUUAUGAAUGGGCGACAUCUUGUGAGUGAGACAUUUGGAUAAUGUGACUUCAGAUUUCUUGGGAUUACCUGAUGUAACAGACGUAGAUUUUCCUUCCCAAGUUACUUGUAUUUGCCUAAUGUUACGGUAUACUGUCCAUGGUUUGCCAAUUUCGUUGCCUUUUAUUAUCGUGCGUCACAACCCACACAUUUUGUGCUCAGGUACUUGGAAACAUUCGAAGAGCGAGGGUCAUGAGGACCAUGGUCUGCUUGUUAGCGAACCAGCAAAGAAGUACGCAAUUGUAAAGGAACUUGACGAAGCUGUCAAUCUCAAAGAUGGAACCGUUGUUCUACAGUACGAGGUCCGCCUUCAGAACGGACUUGAAUGUGGGGGAGCAUACCUGAAGUAUCUCCGACUGCAGGAAGCUGGAUGGAUUCCUAAAGAAUUCGACAAUGAGUCUCCUUACUCCAUAAUGUUUGGACCGGAUAAAUGUGGAGGCACCAAUAAAGUGCAUUUCAUUCUCAAGCACAAGAACCCCAAGACUGGUGAAUAUGUGGAGCAUCAUCUCAAGUUCCCACCAUCUGUCCCAUAUGACAAGCUGACUCAUGUGUACACUGCCAUCUUGAAGCCUGACAAUGAGGUUAAGAUUUUGAUUGAUGGCGAGGAGAAGAAAAAGGCAAACUUUCUGUCAGGUGAUGAUUUCGAGCCCCCACUCGUUCCUUCAAAGACAAUUCCAGAUCCCGAUGACAAGAAGCCUGAGGACUGGGAUGAGAGAGAGAAAAUUCCUGAUCCUGACGCAGUGAAGCCUGAUGACUGGGAUGAGGAUGCUCCCAUGGAAAUUGAAGAUGAGGAGGCUGUGAAGCCAGCAGGGUGGUUGGAUGAUGAGCCUGAGGAGAUUGACGAUCCAGAGGCAACCAAGCCAGAGGAUUGGGAUGAUGAAGAAGAUGGUGAGUGGGAAGCACCAAAGAUUGAUAACCCAAAGUGUGAAGCUGCACCUGGUUGUGGGGAGUGGAAGAGGCCGAUGAAGACGAAUCCUGCCUACAAGGGUAAAUGGCAAGCUCCCCUGAUUGAUAACCCCAACUACAAGGGUACUUGGAAGGCACAGGAGAUCCCCAAUCCCAGCUACUUUGAGAUUGAGAAGCCUGACUUUGAGCCCAUCGCCGCCAUUGGCAUUGAGAUUUGGACCAUGCAGGAUGGUAUCCUUUUUGACAACAUUUUGAUAUCUGACAAUGAGAAGGUGGCUGAAUCUUAUCGGGAAACGGUAUGGAAGCCUAAGUAUCAGGUUGAGAAGGAGAAGGAGAAGGCUGAAGAGAAGGCUCCAGGGCUUCCGGGCUCACUUUCCGGCAUUCAGGUGAGAGUAGUCAUUUUGGGUCACUUCCACCCUACUAUCGUGAGUUUGCAAAGGCCUUAAACUCUAACAUUGUUGUCUCUCUCUCUCUUCCUCUCUAAAUCUUUCAGAAAAAGGUAUUCGAUGUCCUUUACAAAGUGGCUGGGAUUCCUUUCUUGGAACCGUACAGGCCCAAGAUCAUCGUAAGCAUCCCUCAGAAUCUCUUACAUUCGAUUUUGUGGAUAAUCAUUUAUCUCCUUCCAAUGAAUAGCCACUUUCUGAUCGCAUGCUAUGCUUGUAAUCCUGGAAGGAUGUGAUUGAGAAAGGCGAGAAGCAGCCCAACGUGACAAUUGGAGUCCUAGUCUCUAUCGGUGUUGUCCUUCUCACAGUCAUCGUCAAGAUUCUCUUCGGAGGGAAGAAAAAACCGGCAGUAAGCCUCCCUGCCAUAACAGGUGCUUCGGCUACUUUAUAAGGUCAUCUUUAAAACAACAUCUGGACUCUUCAUUCCACAGGCACCUGCUCCGGCUGCAGCUGCGGUGGCAAAGCCCACUGAGGCCAAUGACAAUGGAAGCAGCAUCAAGGAGGACGAGCAGGAGGACACCACAGCGGCUGCCGCUCGUCCAAGGAGGUCCAGGCGCGAAACAUAA
Molecule: messenger RNA, 3471 nt
Organism: Spirodela intermedia
Lineage: Eukaryota; Viridiplantae; Streptophyta; Magnoliopsida; Alismatales; Araceae
Source: the annotation of a GenBank genome assembly